This is a messenger RNA of Acanthaster planci (crown-of-thorns starfish), 2409 nucleotides long. RefSeq lists its product as uncharacterized. Lineage: Eukaryota; Metazoa; Echinodermata; Asteroidea; Valvatida; Acanthasteridae. Gene Ontology annotation, molecular function: DNA binding. The record is from RefSeq and is a predicted model, not a curated record.
ACUGAAUAAUAUUUUCACUUGUACAUAAGGCAGUGGCUUAGCACAUUCUUGUUUGGUUGGCGCGGCCCUUUUUUCAUCUGAGUUCUCUCGCUCUAUGACACUGCAGUAUGCGUGUAUGUGUACACAUGUACUAGUAGAACCGAUUUAUAGAACGUGUAGUAUAAUUUGUUGGUACGAUAGGCCAAGGCCUAAACUCUGUUUCCAUGCUUCACUAGGAUUGCCGACAUGGUCCGCAGUAUUAUACAGUAUUACAUGUACAUGUACACGAACGGUAGGCCUUCAGUUGCACACAUUCGUUCUUUGACCUUUCGACUGUCCAGCCGCUCCAUUUCCAGAGAUUUGACUUAGCACUUGAGAAGAGUAUACCAAGUUGGCACAGGUGGUUCGAACAGAGCACGUCGUUGGCCAAGCCAAUUUGACCAAGUUGGCGUUCAUUUUGUCCCUUAACUAUGGAGCAUCACGAGCUUCUCGGGAGGUUGUAUGAUGAGGGAAUGACCAACUAUGGUACUAGUGAAGCGAAAAGAAAGGUUGAAUUCGCUGUCAAAAAAACUGGUUUGACUGUGAAGCAAGUAAAGCGGUGGAUAGAUAACAAAAGAAGGCAGCAACAUCGAAAGGAGGAGAACCAGAGACCCAUUCGCAGAAGGCGGCAAAGUGGAUAUAACGUCUUUAUGAAGAAGUACAUCUGCUCUAAAGGUGGUACAGCUCCCAACAAGGCAAUGGUGUUGCAGCAAGGGGCAGAAGAGUGGAGACGGAUGGCGGAAGAAGAAAAGCAGGAGUACAAGGAUGUUGCUGCAGAAGAAAACAAGACCAUGCCCAACGUCGUACAGCUCGGCGAGUCGGGGUUUAGAGUUUUCGCCAACAAACUUUGCAAAGAAGUAACUGAUAUGUGCUCAAGGGUUGAGGGUGUAGAAUGGGUCUUGGUUUGCAGCAAUGUAAGCAUAGGAGCUUCUGCAGUCUGUGGUAGUGAGACUGGUGUGAAUCUGGCAACUUCCACCUGUUUUGCCGACCAGUUAUGCUCUGCAAGUGGGUACGAUGAAGUUACCAUAUCCAGUAGCGUGACCCCAGCAGAAUACUCCUCUAAGCUGAGAUUCAAGGUACAGGAGAUAUUCAACAGAAAAUACAGAGAAGCAACCGGAAAGAACAAACCUAUGAGCUAUCAACAGCUGGAGGCAGGGCAAAUUCAAAGCACAGGCCUCCCGCCCAAUGUGAAGUUGAAAAGGCCAAGUGCGUAUGGCAAAGAGACUCUUCAGAAAAUUAUCGACGCGGAAUCUGCUAUAGAGUUCACAGUGUCUACCCAGACGUCAACCCUCGCCCAGUCAUGAACUCCUGACCCGCUGGCAACUCCUGCCGGGCAAUGAUCUCCAGUGUGGGUUUUAACCUUGUCUCAGCAAUACAGUCUCGCUGUCCCCAGCCGUCAACUGUCCCACUGUCACCUUCAGCCCAGACUCGGCAACUUCUACCCUGCUGUCAACUCCCGUGAUCGUAAAUCAUUCAAACGGGCCACUUGUCAACUUUGGCCAUGUUGUCAACUACUCCUAGUUAGGUCUGUUUUUUAGUAAGGGUUGCGACUUGAGUCUCAAUUGUUGGAACCGAAGUAGAUUAUGCAUCAGUGAUCACGGACAGUUCGCACGCAAAAGCUGCAUAUGCUGUACUGCAUACAUAAUGAACAGUCGUUUUAGUUCCGAAGUGUGAAGUUGGUGCUACUCUCUCUACACGCAGAUCACCUCCUAGUCAUCUGUCAACUACUGCCCAGCAUUUUGUCAACCCUGCAUCGUAAUGUACCUUGCAUGCCUUCAAAUCAAACCCUUGGAUAUGUUUGCUGAAAUGAUGAAAAAGCUAUAUUGGGGUUCACCUUCCCUCUUAAUUUGCACCUGGAACCACUACAGCUCCAGCUUUCCGAUCUUACAUUACAAAUCACUUUGUACAUAGUACUUGUUUUUUAGGCAUGACAGAUGGGAUAAAGCAUUUCAACGGCAUUGAUUUUGCACAUUGCAUGUGUUAAAGUUUACGUAAUGUAGUUUGAUAACUUUUUUUUUUACACAUUGCAAUUUUGCUAAUGCUUACCUAGGCCUAAUGUUUAUUAAUAGAUGGGUAUUCACUUUCAAAACCACCAGUUUGGGAUGUAAUUUCUGUACAGAGUUCAGGCCUGUAGUUUGUUAAAAAAAAGGAUCCAAUUUCCACUGUAAGAAAUUUGGAUUUUUUUGGAGGGGGAUAACGCCACAAUCCGAAGAAUCGAAUCUGCUUCUGUCACCUUUCUCACUACUAAACUUCAGGAGAAUUUAAAGGGAGCGCGCAACGUCAUAAUGUCAAUUUUCAUUUGAAUCCAAUUAGGGUACUUGUCUAGCGUUAAAACAAUAUUUUUAAUCAUUGUCGGAGUGAGUAUUAAAUAAGCCUACUCUCUAACUCAAA